UGUUGUGACAUUUGAAUGCACUUGGUGGUGAUUUCAUUUGUUUUUGUGUUUUUGUCCACGCAGCGAGGUCAGAAUACAGAUAGUGGGAGCGUCUGCCGUGAAGCCUCCUUUGAAGGAAUUAGUCGCUUCCAAGUGAACAACACUCUUUUACACCCAGUCAUCGUGGAAUGCCGUCUGAUUAAGACUGAUAUGGAGCUGGAAGUCCUGCGCUACACCAACAGGAUUUCCAGUGAAGCCCAUAAAAUGAUCAUGAAGCAUGUGAAACCUGGACAGAAAGAAUAUGAAAUGGAGAGGUAAGUGGUGCACUUUGUCAACAGAUCCUCUUUGUUCAUGCCAGACAUUUUAGGCCCAUGUCUGUCUACUCCAUUAUAGCUAUGGUAAUAUAUACAGUAUAUGUGGGGAUUAAACCAGCCCUUAUUUUAUUUUGCUCUGCUCCUGUCACUUUCAUUUGGAUAGACAGUAUGCUGUUACAGUCACUGUACUCAUUAAAUCAGUGUUACUGGAUAAGUUAAACUCUUUAUUUUGAUAUGUGAAAUGAGCUGCUGUGAUGAACUCG
Sander lucioperca (pikeperch) is the source of this 556-nucleotide messenger RNA. RefSeq names its product xaa-Pro dipeptidase-like. Bases 16 to 297 code for a protein of 93 amino acids. The record is from RefSeq and is a predicted model, not a curated record. Gene Ontology annotation, molecular function: peptidase activity. The transcript is spliced from 4 exons. NCBI's taxonomy places the organism in Eukaryota, Metazoa, Chordata, Actinopteri, Perciformes, Percidae.